UUUAAUUUGAUAUAAGGGUUUAGCAGGGUUAUGAGCUCCUGGUUUUAACCGGAAACUCUAGAGCCUUGCGCCUGCAUUCAUAUCGCUCAGCGGAUUCUCCCCUUCUGAAAAACAAACACAACAACAAUAACGACAGGCAUGCACUCAGGCGUCGAGGAGAGAUUGAGGCUUUUGGAUGUGUGCCGUAUGACUACAGAGGUGUAGGUCUUCACUUUGUACCUCAGGCUCGUCGGAAAAGGUCUUCACCACAUCUCGCCGCACCAGAUCAAGAUGGCUGAUGCUGCUGAUGGAGUAAUACCAGUCGUUGAUUUUGGUAUUAUGGGUUUAAAUUGUCAGAACCCCCCUUCCCUCGAUGAAGAUUCCGUUAAGUUACUAGCUGAAAAAAUAUACACGGCUUUUAGUACGAUUGGGUUUGUAUAUUUAACAAAGCACGGAAUAUCUGAUGCGGAGAUUUCAGAAGUCCGCAGGGUAGGGGAUGGAUUUUUUCAUCUCCCAACAGAUGUCAAAAAACAAUUCACUCGACCUAGUGAUGGAAGAAAUUUUGGUUGGGUUUCCCUUGAGAGAGAAAGUUUAAAUCCUCAACGACCAGGGGAUUUAAAGGAAGCCUACAAUGUUUGCGAACUUGAAGAUGAGUCACAGAAAUGGCCAGAUCAGCAGGUUCCAGACUUCAGACCCACGGUCACAUCAUUUUUCAACAAAUGUAAAAAUCUAACUUUCAGAAUUCUUGAUGUUGUUGGUAUCGGGCUCAAGUUACAGGACCCUAAGUGGCUUGCACAAGUGCAUGGUUCCAUUGGUACAUCAGGGAAUCCAACUGCCUUACGACUGUUAUAUUACCCACCCCUCCCUGAGGAGUCUAUUAUCAAGCCAGAGCAAGUGCGAUGUGGGGAACAUAGUGACUAUGGGAGCAUAACAUUGUUGUUUCAGGAUAGUGUUGGUGGAUUAGAGGUCCUGCCAGUGAAUGGGGCAUACACCCCUGCAAGGCCUAUUUCUGGAACUGUGCUUGUCAAUAUUGGAGAUCUGAUGCAACGUUGGACAGCUGACAAACUUAGAUCCACUAAACACAGGGUACUUAUUCCAGAUGAGGAAAGAAAGCAGAGGACUGUGCGUCGAUCACUGGCUUUCUUUGCUCAUCCCGACAAUGAAGUGAUGAUUGAGUCUCUGGAUGGUUCAAACAAGUAUGAAGCUAUAACGUCUCUGGGAUAUCUACAGGAAAGAUUUGCAGCAACAUACUAGGGGGGUGGCCGUGUGACAUGUAAAUGAGCAUAAAAAUUGAAACUACAAGACGAACGUGAUUCCUGAUUUUUGAAAAAGUUACAAUAUGUUAAAGGCAGGUAAAAGUCUACCAGGCAUAUGAGUUUUGUCAAAAUUUGUGCAUGCAGUGGGAUUGUCUCCUCCCCAUUGCUACCAUAAUACAGGAAUAACAGUGAUACAAGUUUGAUUUGCAAUAGGCAUAGCUGCAUUAUACAAUAAAUUCAGGAUAUCACAUGGCUGAACCGCGAUACAAAAUUUCUCUUUGAGUGGUGAAAAUGUUUCAUGAAUGUGCACAGUGAAUGAGUGAAAUAUUUUUCAACACUCCACAGGAAAAUGAGUAUUACCAGGCCAUUUCACUUUUGCUUCAAAAGCCACAUUUCAUUAUGCAACCAUAGCAACAGUGAUCUUUUUGCAUGUGUCAAGAUAUCGUGUUUUCGCACAAAGGCUCACCUGGUAUUUCAUUGGUGUUUAUAUAACAACAACAAAAAAAGUACAAUGAUUUAUGUACUUAAAAAGAAUUUAUUUUAAAAUCAUGGAAAAAUAAUAAUCUAGACUCUGACAUUUGUACAUGUAUGAGCUAUCAAGAAAAUAAAACAGAAAACUUAACCUGUUGAAUUGAUUGUUCAAUUACAAAAGAAGCCACACAAAUAAAGUUUUCUCAUAUUUUGUUAAAAAAAUAAAAAAAGAGAACAGGUCAGACAAUUAAUAUAAUCAUACAAGAUCAUUGGCAGUUGUUUGUCAUACAGGAUUAUUGGCAGUGGUACAAACAAACUUGAUUGUUGUAACUCCCACCUCAAAUACGUUUUCCGACUGGAGAAUGUGUCACGUGUCAUGGGUCAAAACUCACUCACUCCCUAGGGCAAACAAAACUCACUAACUCCCUGGGGAAACUUGAACUUUCAAUUUGCACGUGAUCAUGUCAUGCACCUUGAAACCAUGGCAAAUUUGUGGACCUGUUGGUGUCAAGCAAUUAUUUUUUU
Orbicella faveolata is the source of this 2231-nucleotide messenger RNA. RefSeq lists its product as uncharacterized. The record is from RefSeq and is a predicted model, not a curated record. NCBI's taxonomy places the organism in Eukaryota, Metazoa, Cnidaria, Anthozoa, Scleractinia, Merulinidae.